AUGCUCAAUAUGUCCAACAUUAUGAGCAACCGCAACAGCACGCCCGAGGCGUCCAACGUCUCAUCGCUGCGCCCCCCUUCUUCGAGGGCCGUUGGCGCGAACCCCCACCCUCUUCGUGCCUCUGCCGAUAUCUCUACUCUGAGCAACCAGGCCGCCGCCGCCCGCAUCCGCCCCUCGUCGGACUUUUAUGGUCAGGUUCAGGGCGGACAGGGCCAAGGUGCUGCUGAGUUGGAUCCCCAGGAUAAGCUUACCCAGCAAUGGAUUGCCGAUAUCGACCAGUAUGAGAACACUCUCGAGGAGAUGGCUGCUGCCACCUUGGACCAGGACUUCAAGGAUGAGCUCAGCGCCAUUGAACAGUGGUUCCAGGUCCUGAGCGAGGCUGAGCGUACUGCGGCUCUCUACGCCCUCCUUCAGCAAACCACCCAGGUUCAAAUUCGCUUCUUUAUCCAGGUAUUGCAGCAGAUGGGAAAGAACCACCCCAUGUCGGGCGUUCUUUCCCCCGCCAACUUUGACAAAGAUCCCAUGUCCAACCGCUUGAGCGAUGCUAUGAGCAAGCUCAAUGUAGACUCGGCUCGCAACUCGAUGGCCCGCGCGAGCCCCGCUGCGAAGCGUCAGUCUGGUCUCGACCCCAGCACGAUCAAUGCCAUGUUUCCCGAUGCCGCCGCCGCCAUUGCGACUGAGAAGGCCAAGUUCACUCAGCAGACGGGCCAGCCCCCCUCCACCCGCAACAGCCUUGUGGACAACCGCAAUUCGCUUGCGGCCCCCACCAUCUCGGCCCCCGCCGAGGACCCCAACGGACAGAAUCCUGCUUCUCCUUGGGGUCCCAACGAUGCGAACCGGCCCAAAUCGUCUUCUGCUGGGCAGCCGCCGAUGGGCCAGUUCGUUCAGCCCCCUCCCUCGAGCGGUGCUCUUCGUUCACCUCGCCCCAAUAUCACUGGAAACACCAACAUUCAGUCUACCACCUUGACGACCGGUGACAAGGGUGUUGGUGAUUUGCCCCUGCUUUCUCCUUAUACCGCCAGCGGCAACUGGGCGUCCAUGGUCAACACUCCGAUGGUGCCCACCUUCAAUCAGGGCGGUAACAACGCCGAUAUGGUGGCCAACGCCACAGCCAUGAAGCUGGCUGCGCUUUCUACCGUGAACAACCGGUUCGCGCUGGAUGAUGUGCGCAAGUAUCGUCGUGCCCGAUCCAAUGAUCCGGAUCCGGGCCAGAACCCGCUUUCUCCUGGUCUUCCCAGCAUCCCCGGUGCCAUCAUGGUCAGCCAGCAUGGCGGUGGCAUGGCUUUGGGCCGGGAUGGUAUGUUGAACCUUCAGCAGCCGCAACAGGGCAUGGGCUUUGUCAACCACCGGUCUCGUCCCAACUCGCCCGGCGUUCCCCUGCAGAACUCGUAUGUUCCGGCCAUGGCAUUUGCCUCGCCGCAGAACAAUGGAUUCUUGAGCGCCUAUGAUGGGUCGGCUGGGCUUAUGAACAAUGGACUGGCUCCAAACUUCCCACCCCACAUUCAGGUCGGAUUUGAGGGCGGCGGUUACCACUCUGAUCACUCUGAUAUGGUCCGCGGCCGCUCUCCGCGUGGUCGGAGAGGCACCUCGAAGCCCCCUGAGGAUCCCACCGACCCCACUCUUUUGCAGGACAUCCCGAGCUGGCUACGGAGCCUUCGUCUGCACAAGUACACGGAUAACCUCAAGGACAUGAAAUGGACAGACCUUAUUGAAUUGGACGACAAGCAACUGGAGGAGCGCGGCGUCAAUGCACUGGGUGCUAGACGCAAGAUGCUCAAGGUCUUUGAGCAGGUCAAGGAGGCCAAAAACGAGGGCAAGUUGUCGAGCUAG
This is a messenger RNA of Podospora anserina S mat+, 1830 nucleotides long. RefSeq lists its product as uncharacterized. The transcript has 3 exons. Bases 1 to 1830 code for a protein of 609 amino acids. Gene Ontology annotation, molecular function: translation repressor activity; mRNA binding; protein binding. Gene Ontology annotation, biological process: nuclear-transcribed mRNA poly(A) tail shortening; regulation of mRNA stability. Gene Ontology annotation, cellular component: P-body. The record is from RefSeq and is a predicted model, not a curated record. NCBI's taxonomy places the organism in Eukaryota, Fungi, Ascomycota, Sordariomycetes, Sordariales, Podosporaceae.